AUGGAGCCAUCAUCAUCCUCGUCGCUGGGUCCUCUAAAAGAAGAGGAUAUCCCUUCGAUUCCCCUAUCGUCUGCGAAGUUAAAGGAUACUACCGACGGAGACGAAACCCCGAAAGCGAAUGAGGAGACAACAGCGACAGUCGUUUUGACCCAUGAAGGUGGUCAUGCUUCCACGGACUCACGGGGCGGGGAUGAGGACGACGACGAAGGAGAGGAGGAAGAACCGAAAUUAAAAUAUGUCCGGCUUACUUCUUCUAUGGGGAACGUCUACCGAAAUGGAGAUGCGACAAGUACCGCCAUUGUCGCUGGUGAUAAACUGGUAGAACCCCAGAAGUAUCCUUACUUCGCAAUUGCCAUCGGUUUCGCUAAUUGGCUUUGA
Messenger RNA from Orbilia oligospora ATCC 24927, 378 nucleotides. RefSeq lists its product as uncharacterized. The transcript has a single exon. Lineage: Eukaryota; Fungi; Ascomycota; Orbiliomycetes; Orbiliales; Orbiliaceae. Bases 1 to 378 code for a protein of 125 amino acids. The record is from RefSeq and is a predicted model, not a curated record.